AGUGAGAAAUUGUAAAAUUAUGAAGUGAAUUAAAUUCUAAAUAUUUGAGUUAAAUGACUGCUGGAAAAGAGACCAUGGGUGAGCAGCCGAUAUUCACGUGCAAAGCGCACGUGUUCCACAUAGACCCGAAGACCAAGCGCUCGUGGAUGUCCGCCAGCGCCGCCGCCGUGUCUGUCAGCUUCUUCUAUGAUUCGUCCAGGAAUCUGUAUCGUAUCAUCAGCGUGGAAGGAACCAAGGCGGUGAUAAACAGCACGAUAACCGGUAACAUGACGUUCACGAAGACCUCGCAGAAGUUCGGGCAGUGGAGCGAUGUGAGGGCGAAUACGGUGUACGGACUGGGGUUCGCCAGCGAGGCCGAGCUGGGGAAGUUCAUCGAAAAGUUCCAAGAGGUGAAAGACGCGAUCGGCUCCGGGGCUUGCGCGGGGAAGACCAACGGCAACAGUGGGGCGGCCACCCCGCUGGCCAGUGCCACGGCCAGUCCACUGCUGGCUGCCAGGGCCACUGAGGAGAAUGUGCCGGCUCCUACUAUGCAGUCGCAGAUCAAACAAGAGAACGAGGAUAUGGGCGUGCACCAAAGAGCCCACUCUGUUUCAUCAUCUACUAUGCAGAGCGGCUACGCAACAGUGGGCCGCAGCCCGCGCGCGCCGCCGCCGCCGGAAACCGACAACUCGGAGCAGUUGUUGAGACACGAGAACGACCGCCUCAAGCUUGCGUUGGCGCAGAGCUCAGCGAACGCGAAGAAGUGGGAAGUCGAGCUGGCGACUCUCAAAAGCAACAACCUGCGCUUGACGGCGGCCCUUCAGGAGUCCACGGCUAAUGUGGACGAGUGGAAACGACAGUUGCACCAGUACAGGGAAGAGGUGGCUCGGGCCAGACACAUUGCUGGCAAAGGUGGAGACGCGAGCGAGGUGGAACAACUCCGGCAGCGCGUGGCCCAACUUGAAGCUGAGCUGGCUCAGAAGAAUGAAGAACUUGCUCAGAUCACCAAGUCUAAGAAGAGUGAACAGGACGCAGAAGCCAAGCUAGCCCAGAGUCAGCUAGAGCUGGCCCUCGCGGCUCACGAGGGACAGAAGCAGGUGCUCCAGGCUCUCAACGACCAGUUCGCGAGGCAGCUGCAGCACUUGUCCUCAAUCCACAAGGAGAUCAACACCGCCCUGCAAACAUGAGACGCGGCCUCGCCCUCCGUCGCGAGGCAUUUUGAGGACGCCGAGAGGACGCCCAUACAACCCCCACCUAUCUACGCGAGCAUCAACAAAGACAAGCGAAACCUGCCUCUGUUACUCAACAAACAAGUCAAGAAGAAAGGUAAUAGUAGUGGAGCUAAUGAGAGUGAUACAGAGCCAAUGUAUGUGACGGUCAAAGCGAAGAAAUGAAGGGUGCUAACGGUAUUUCGCAAGGUGCAGGAGUAUUUCUGAGGGUUACGGCGGUUUUAAGAGGGUUUUUUUGGGUUUGGGGGUUUAUGGCUGUUGGAUAAUGGAUUGUGGCACGAAAGUAAAAAUCUGUAGCUGGUUAUUUAAAAGGAUGGCUCUUGAUUUGGCUUAUCUAUUCUCGAAAUCUUGUCUAUUUUCAAAAUUUCAAUAAUUAUAAGCGUUGGCUGACGUAAAUCUGGUAAAAAAUUUAAUGCAGUCAAUUUAAUAUGGUUAUAAAUAAUUUUAGUAUGGUCGU
Molecule: messenger RNA, 1665 nt
Organism: Plutella xylostella (diamondback moth)
Lineage: Eukaryota; Metazoa; Arthropoda; Insecta; Lepidoptera; Plutellidae
Gene: homer
Product: homer protein
Biological process (GO): G protein-coupled glutamate receptor signaling pathway
Molecular function (GO): G protein-coupled glutamate receptor binding
Source: RefSeq, a predicted model, not a curated record